Messenger RNA from Vicia villosa (hairy vetch), 768 nucleotides. RefSeq lists its product as uncharacterized. The record is from RefSeq and is a predicted model, not a curated record. The transcript has 4 exons. Bases 1 to 768 code for a protein of 255 amino acids. Lineage: Eukaryota; Viridiplantae; Streptophyta; Magnoliopsida; Fabales; Fabaceae.
AUGGAUGCUGUCAGGGAUCAUGCUAUGGAAACAAAGACAAAUUUAUGGUUCUACAAAAAUGAUGCUAUUAGGGUUAUUGUGAAAUGUCAAACAAAAUGUCUAUAUCAUAUGUUGGUUGCUAAAAGGAGUGCAAGUAAGUACUGGCAAAUCACAAGUUUGACUAAGGAUCAUGAGUGUGUUAGAUCAGCUGGGAAUAAACAAGCUAAAACUAAGUGGCUAGCAAAGAAGUUCAUACCUUUGAUUAGGCACACCCCUCAAAUCAAAUCUAGUGGAUUGGUUGAUGAGGCAUUUCAGGGGUGGAAGGUUAAGCUCAAUCAUUUUCAAGCAUAUAGGGAAAAGAAUAGAGCAUUAGAGUUGAUAGAAGGUGCUAGUAGUGAGCAAUAUGCACACUUAAGGAGCUAUGCUGAAGAGUUGAGAAGACCAUUAAUUGGAUUAGAUGCUUGCUUUUUGAAAGGAGAACAUGGUGGUCAGCUAAUAGCAGCUGUAGGUAAGGAUGGAAACAACCAAAUGACACCUAUUGCCUAUGCUGUGAUGGAAUCUGAAACAAGAGAUUCUUGGAAGUGGUUUGUUGAACUAUUAUUGGAAGAUCUUAAUCAACUUAUCCCUAGACAACAUUCAUUUACUUUUGACCAUCAAAAGGGACUUGUGGAGGUAAUUAAAGGGCUAGGUGAUAAUGUGGAACAUAGGUUGUGUGUGAAGCAUCUCUAUGGUAAUUGGAAUAAAAGAUUCCCAGGAGCUGAUAUGAAGGAACUAUUAUGCUUACACUGA